This is a messenger RNA of Syzygium oleosum, 1145 nucleotides long. RefSeq lists its product as uncharacterized. NCBI's taxonomy places the organism in Eukaryota, Viridiplantae, Streptophyta, Magnoliopsida, Myrtales, Myrtaceae. The coding region runs from base 105 to 791 and encodes 228 amino acids. The transcript has 6 exons. The record is from RefSeq and is a predicted model, not a curated record. Gene Ontology annotation, molecular function: nucleic acid binding.
UAGCCUAGUACUUCUCUGAACUCUCCUGCAUAUCAUCUUCUUCUUCUUCGCCUCCGAACCCGAAGCGACCUCCGUCGAUUCGAUCCCUCGCCGGAACGUCGAGCAUGAACCAGCUUCAUAACGCAAUCAGGUCGGCCUUCGCCCUUCGGGGCAGCAGCGCCGCCGCCGCUCGAGGCCUCCCUCCGCUUCUCCGAGACGCGCCUCGACGACCUUUCUCGACGGAGCCGGAGCAGCCGGCGCAACCGGAGGACUCGCCGGCCGAUCCAUUCCUUCGAACUCCGAACACCGGUCUAGUUUAUGCAAAGUUAUUUGGCGUGUCGAGACACACCUUGAAGACUGAUAUUGUGAACCUGCUUGAAGGUUGUAACCUGAGCCUGGAUGAUGUCAGAUUUAACUACAACCGGAUGUUUAUGCCAAUGGGAAUGAUGGUGCAGUUUCCCUCUCGGUUUGCAUUUGAUCAGGCUUUUAAGGUGAUUAGCAAGAAAGGUCGCUUGUACAGAUUGGAGAGGGCUGAUCGUUCGCAGUGGGAUCUUCUCAUGAAUUAUGAUGGGAAAACGCUUUUACUGCAAGGAAUCCCUUUCUCUGCUACUCCAAAUGAUGUGGAACGGUUUAUGUCUGGAUGUCAAUAUGAUGCAUCCUCCAUUCAGAUGAUGGUCAGGCCAGCAUUCCCGGAUCCAAUUAAGAUGGCGACUGUGAACUUCCCCUCGCAGAUUCAAGCGACGAAUGCUUUCAUCACCAAGAAUAGAGGUUUCUGCCAAAAUAGUCAGGUUUUGUUGCGAGUUCUGCAGUAAAGGAGUUGCUCUUCGUGUUCCCUAUUCCGAUCUGUCCACAAUGGUUUUAGAUAUAGUCUGAGGAACUGGGGUAUCCAAACGGUUGCUUGUUCUUUUCAGCUCUUCUUUUCCUUGGUUAGGAGCUUUUUCAGCCAUUUUACCCUUGAGAAGGUCCAUUUUUGGUCGUUUUAAUUGGAUUCAGGCCACAUUGGUCCCUCCUAUUGUGGAUUUUUUUUUCCGUCUGUCAGAUAUCACUCUCUUUUUAUCGUCUUUGAAGUCUUCUUCCUUUGGAUUAGGAGCUGUGCUUCAUGCGGUGGAAAUUCCCGCACGAUAAGGAGAUAAAUGGCCAGUGAAUGCCACAAGGUUUACCUGGUA